AUGAGCUCAUUCAGCAAAGCACAUACCCAAUUCACGCUUGAUCUAUUCCAACAACUAGGAAAAUCAAAGGAGGAAAAUGUCUUCUACUCUCCUUUCAGCAUCACAGCAGCAUUAAGGUUGCUCCUUUUAGGGAGCAAGGGAAACACUGCACAGCAGAUCAGAGAGGUCCUUCAUCUUCAGGAAGACACAGAGAACACAAAAGAAGGGUCAACCCACCACGUUGAGAGGUCAGAAAAUGUGCAUCUCCACUUCCAAGAGCUCCUGACUGACUUAAGCAAACCCACUGAUGCCUAUCAGCUGAAGAUUGCCAACAAGUUCUAUGGAGAAAAGACUUUUCCAUUUUCUCGGGAAUAUGUGGAUGCCAUCACCAAAUACUACCUAGCCAAUGCAGAAUCUGUUGAUUUUGUAAAUGACGCGGAAGAAAAUGAAAAGAGGAUUAAUUCCUGGGUGGAGAGUCAAACUAAUGGAAAAAUCAAGAACCUAUUUCCUGAUGGGACUCUUGACAGCAGCACCAUACUGGUGCUGGUGAACGCAAUCUAUUUCAAAGCGGAGUGGGACCAGAAAUUUUAUACAAACAAGACCAAGGAGGCCGAAUUCUGGCUAACCAAGGAUACCAGCAAACCUGUGCGGAUGAUGAAACAAGUGAACUAUUUCAAUUUCGCUUUGCUGGAAGAUGCUCAGGCCAGGAUCCUGGAAAUACCAUACAAAGGCAAAGAUCUGAGCAUGAUUGUGCUGCUGCCAAACGAAGUAGAAGGGCUGCAGAAGCUUGAACAGCAACUCACGGCUGAGAAAUUGAUCAAGUGGAUGAGCUCACAGAACAUGGAAAAUGUGGAAGUUAAUUUACACCUACCUCAGUUCAAAAUGGAAAAGAGUUAUAAACUCAAUUCCAUGUUGAAAGCCAUGGGGAUAGUGGAUGCCUUCAAUCCACGGGAUGCCGACCUGUCGGGCCUGGCUGAGCACCGAGGCCCUGUGGUGUCUGAAGCACUGCACAAGUCCUUCGUGGAGGUGACGGAGGAGGGAACAGAGGCUGCUGCAGCCACUGGCCUGGUAACCAGGGUGACAUCAGCGCCAGUGCAAGAGCAAUUCCACUGUAACCACCCUUUCCUGUUCUUCAUCAAGCAAAGUAAGACCAACAGCAUCCUGUUCUUUGGUCGAGUCUCUUCCCCUUAGAUGCAAGUAGCUGGUCAUUACUUUAAGGAAAAGUUUACAGGGUCAUUCCUGUACAUUUCUAGUGGCCGACAACAGGCUCUCCUAUCUCAUUUUCCUUUCUGAUGUCAUACUCAUCACUAAAACUGGUGAAAAUAGUAUGUCUGUAUCAUUCUCUAUUUUCACACGUUAGCCUACCUUUUCACCCCUAAAAAUUCCCCUUGGGGCAAAACAUUAACCUCAGAUUAAG
Messenger RNA from Ochotona princeps (American pika), 1396 nucleotides. Its product is annotated as serpin B4. Gene Ontology annotation, molecular function: serine-type endopeptidase inhibitor activity. Bases 1 to 1170 code for a protein of 389 amino acids. Lineage: Eukaryota; Metazoa; Chordata; Mammalia; Lagomorpha; Ochotonidae. Gene Ontology annotation, biological process: negative regulation of endopeptidase activity. The record is from RefSeq and is a predicted model, not a curated record. The transcript is spliced from 7 exons.